Messenger RNA from Phaedon cochleariae (mustard beetle), 844 nucleotides. The record is from the annotation of a GenBank genome assembly. NCBI's taxonomy places the organism in Eukaryota, Metazoa, Arthropoda, Insecta, Coleoptera, Chrysomelidae.
UAACGAAAUCCCUUAAGGUUAAGUUAGACCCAGCCGGAACAACACUGAAUACUGUGAAGUGUGAAUACACAGCUGAUACCUGUGGAUAAACCAGGAGGUUUUCUAUGCCAGGAUUAUUCUGAAAACCCAACAAAAAAAGUUUUCGAGAAAUCGUCUGGAUCAACAUGAAAACUACCAAGGCGAUAAUCACAAUAUCAGCAUUAGAUCAGGAAAAUAAUAAAAAAAAUGUCAGAAGAACUCUCAAAGAUAUUCAGAAACAUGCAUCUGAUAAAGAAAAUCUGGUAGGGAGAUCAGGACCACAUACUCACAAAGAUCCUAAGUCAUCCAGUGAAUUGGACAAACCUGAUAUAAAAAAGAAGAAAAUUCAAAUGCAGCACAAGUGUAUUCAAGUGGGAGAAUGUACAAUUACUGCUGAAGACUUGACAUUGGAUGAACCUAGUGCUGAUUAUUGGAAACGUCUUGCAGAAACUAGAGGUCAAGCACUGGAUGAUAGUAUCAAUGAAAAUGAAAAGCUGAAAGAAGAUAUUGCUGCCUUACAGGAAGAAAAUAUGAUUUGUAAGGAAAUGCUUGAUGAAUCAAAACAUUUGGUGGAAGUACUACAAGUAAGAUCAUUUGAUUUCUAUGGUACUUAAUGCAUGCAACAUUAGUUGUUAAAUUUAAACAGAUUGCCAAAAAAAGAGGAUGCAAACAACAAAGGGAUGUUAACAGCUAUUCCCAGGGCUAUACCAAAUUUUGUCUAGACAAAUGACUUCAUAACAAAAAGACAAUAUCCUUGAAUUAUGAAAAUGAUGAAGAUAUUAAUAGCUACACCACAUUAUUCCUAGAAAAAUGUCUUCAUAGCAAA